Meyerozyma guilliermondii ATCC 6260 is the source of this 510-nucleotide messenger RNA. RefSeq lists its product as uncharacterized. The coding region runs from base 1 to 510 and encodes 169 amino acids. The record is from RefSeq and is a predicted model, not a curated record. The transcript has a single exon. NCBI's taxonomy places the organism in Eukaryota, Fungi, Ascomycota, Pichiomycetes, Serinales, Debaryomycetaceae.
AUGACGGAAGACUGGGGUGGGGAUAUUUUAGCACGACUAAAGCUACGAGAUGACUUGGAAAGCAGGGAUUCGAAGUACUUUGAAGCAUUUGAUCUCCUUAGGCGCAAAAAAGUUAUCAAAGGUACCUCUGGAGACCCCGAUGUAGCAGCUGAAAAUGAACGUUUAAUAGAGAAAUUAAACAAUCUUGCAAUUGAAGUAGAGAAGAAGGAUUCUCAAAUCAGCAAGCUCAAAAGACAGCUCAGUGUUGCAGAGAAAACAAUAAAAAGUCAUCAGAAUAAACUCGAGAACUUGGCCUUGGAGGUACAAGAGAAGAACAAGAAUAUUGAAAUUGUCAAUGACGAGGUUUUGAUGAACCAGAUUCAAACCGCAGUUUUGCAGAAGAAACUUGGCGAACUCACUAAGGAGAACGAGACGUUGGUGAAGAGGUGGAUGGAUAGAGUGAGCAGCGAGGCGCAACAGAUGAAUGAUGCUAAUCAGUUUCUCGAAAGUAUGCGCAAAACCAGUGGAUGA